Paramormyrops kingsleyae is the source of this 3402-nucleotide messenger RNA. RefSeq names its product F-box only protein 40-like. Gene Ontology annotation, molecular function: zinc ion binding; protein binding; ubiquitin protein ligase activity. Lineage: Eukaryota; Metazoa; Chordata; Actinopteri; Osteoglossiformes; Mormyridae. The record is from RefSeq and is a predicted model, not a curated record. Gene Ontology annotation, cellular component: cytoplasm.
CCUAUUUUCAAGGUUGCGCAAACUCUGGGCGGCCAAACUAAUAGCAAUAGAAGAGCUGAUAUGUCUCAUUAACUCAGCGGAUAUCCUACAUGAUUUUUAAGUAAACAAAGAAUUCUGGAAACAUGGGAAGGAAUAGGACGGUUUCUGUAAAACAGCACCAGCACUGUGAAAAAUGCUUCAAUCGCUACUGCAAGGCUCGUGUUGAGGUUUCUGUGUCCUGUCUGGUGAUCAGCUGCCGUCUGUACUGUGGCGCUGUUUUCCACAUGUGCAAAGAUGAGGAGCACCAGCUAUUAUGUCCCAAUGAAGUGGUGCCUUGUCUUAAUGCAGAGUUUGGCUGCCCCUUUACCAUGUGCCGCUACAAGCUUGGUGAUCACUUGAAGGAGUGUCCAUCCAGCAUAGUGAACUGCUCCAUGGACUGGAACCGCUGGCCUGCUGAAGAGGCGGAGCUUGUUUUAUAUGACAACAUGCUUAACGAGCCUUACUCGGACAAACAGCUGGAUCUCUCUCUGGCACUCAGGGACCAAAAACAUCUGUUCAGUUCACUGAAGAUGAAGAGCCUUUUUGCGGAGCUGGUGGAGGUGACUAAGGAGGAAACGCCCAUGUUGGAAGGGGCGGUAGGGGGUACAGAUUUCGCGAAGGCUGAGCAUGAUUUUAAGCCACUGGAUGAUGGAAUAAUUGAAGAAGAAAUGGAAGGACUUACCCAGGAAGAACGUGAGGCUUUAGCUAAAGAUACGAGUAUUGUGGAUCCGGAGAAAUUUAACAUGUGGGAGAAAAUGUUCAGUAUGGAAAUGAGCGGCUGCAAGCAGACUGGAAAAGUUCUGGAAAGUUCUGAAAAGCAUUCCGAAGAGGGGAAUCUAUUAAAAUCGGGAAGCCAGAGUAGGACGGUACCUGAGAAAACCAAGAAGAAUGAAAAUAGCACUGAUGUCAGCAAUAAGACCAACGAUGUUCAUAAUGAUCAGACCCCAAGACAAGAUGUGAACAUGCCAAGAUUAUAUAGCCAGGCUCUUCCUUGUAAUCCUAAAGGAAAGAGUUUUUUUUAUGGUUCCCUGGAGCCAAUGAAAAUGAAAACAGUCCGGACUUUCAAAGUUCCCACCAGCUUUAGAGCGAAACACGGACGCAUUCGUAAUCCUGCAGUUACGAAGAAAGACAAUAAAUGUGUAGAUACAUCUGAUCUGGGAGUCUCACUGGGAGAUCUUCCAAAAUGGGAUGAGAUCCAAGCAACUUUACUCUGUUGUUUAGAAAAGGAACUCAGAGGCCACUUGGUCUCUAACGCUGCCUCGACUGACGCCCUUCUUUGCGACUCUGGCACGCAAACGUACGACUUCCUCUCGGCCCCAUUCAAGAAAAACGCCUCACUGGCUGAUGUUACUGCAGCCAGAACAUUGAAGCUACAUCUCCAGAUUCAUUCUGAAAGCGUGACCAACAGGCACAACAAAGCCAGCUCUGCCUUCACCUUUCUCUGCGGUCACUAUUUUAGGCGGGAUGAAUUCUCUUCGCAUUUCAAAAACGUGCACGCGGACAUUCAGUCCUGCCUAAACGGCUGGUUUGAGGAGCGAUGCCCCCUAGCUUACCUUGGCUGCACCUACAGUCAGACGAGGUUUCAGCCCUCUACACAAAGGGCUACCGUGUCAUACAAUGAGGAGCUGAGCACCUUCACCCUAAAACCAGACGUCUGCACGGCACACCUUGAGGGAGCGACAGCCAUCAGAACCGAACGAAAACAAGCACGGAAUCUGGAUGCCUUCAGCCGACUUCCUUUCGAGGUCCUCGUGCACAUCGCGACCUUUUUGGACAGCUUCACCUUAUCCCAGCUGGCUUUGGUCUCUCAUCACAUGAGAGACGUUUGUGCCACCCUGCUCCCAGAGAGGGGGAUGGUUUCCUUGAAGUGGGAGAAAAAGACAUAUUCCCACGGGGGCUCCUGCUGGAAGUGUAAAAAGAAGGUUUGGCAGUUCAGCAGCCUCUUCUCCAGGGUGGAUAGCUGGAGCUUCAGAUGCACCCCCUCCAUGGCUGAGCAUCUGAAGCUCUGCCCCUUCUACCAGGCAGAGAGGAAAAGUGAUCCGGUAGCGCUGGUUAGCAUGGGCUACGACAAAAAUGAAGAAGCGAAGCAUCAAACAUUAGUUUCACUGCUUGGUUCUAAGGCGAAGGUCAGGAAACACAAAUGCUGAAUUAGAAAGUCUGGAAAGUGAGAAAGAUUCAAACAUCUUACCAUUUUGGGCUUUGAGACUACAAUAUUAAAACUGUUUAUACAACUAUUGUUUUAUCUGAUUGUCGCAUAAUAUUCCUUUGCAACAUAAAGAUUUGAAAUCUUUGUACUAAAUUCAGUGCCUUGUGCCCAUAGGGACCGGGAUAGGCUCUGGGAUAGACUCCAGGAUAGGUUCUGGGAUAGGUUCCGUGAUAGACUCCGGGAUAAGCUCCGGAAUAGGCUCCAGGAUAGGCUCCGGGAUAGGCUCAAGGAUAGGCUCUGGGAUAGACUCCAGGAUAGACUGUGGGAUAGACUCCAGGAUAGGUUCUGGGAUAGGCUCCGUGAUAGACUCCGGGAUAGGCUCUGGGAUAGGCUCAAGGAUGGGCUCUGGGAUUGACUCCAGGAUAGACUCCGGGAUAGGCUCUGGGCCCCUGUAACUCAACAUAAGACAAACGAGAAUAGAGAAAGGAUGGAUGGACAGACAGUAUUUAAUUGCCUAAUCAAAGUAGUAUUGUAAGUAGCUGUUUUUGAAUACUUGUGUGUAUAUAAGAUAAAUGUGCUGUAUUUAAAGUUUGCAUAAGUCUUUAAUGCUUCAAUGACACAUGAAAUAAAGUCAAUUAAUUGGAUUGCAAGUAUGUGGAGAAUCUUGGUUCGUCUGUUUAGUGAUACAAGUCUGUUGAAGAUUGGGCUGUAUUUCACUGGCACUGUGGGGAUAUCCCCAGGAAGGCGACCUAAACAAUGUACAAUGACACAUGAGAGCUGGGACUUUGCGUCUAAAUACUACACACUUAGUACAGGUGGUUCAGGUGGAGUUACACAAAGUUGUGUAAUAAAACAAUGCAACAAAGAUGAUGGAAAAUAAUACUGUAUGAAACAUCCUAAAUGAAAAAUAUUUGUGUUAUAUUAGGUGCAUUGGCAACAUUUUACCUGAGUGUAGUAGUACACUGUUACGUAAUCUAUUAAUUAACUGGAGUAAUGAGUUUCAUACUGAUUCAAUGUUUGUUCAUCAUUAAUCAAUCAUAAUGGUUCAUGUAUUUAAUGCAGUUCCUAUAUUUGUUAAUAAUUUGUGAUUUAUGUGAAUAGUAACUGAGCUGCUAAGUUACUUGUGCCCCACCAAGUAAAGUGUUGCCGAUGCAUUAGUGAAUAUUUUUAUAAUGAUUGUAUAAAGCAGGGUUCUUCAAAUCUGGACCUCGAUUCCAAAUCCAGGCCUUGUUUUCAGU